This is a messenger RNA of Solanum tuberosum (potato), 764 nucleotides long. RefSeq lists its product as uncharacterized. The transcript is spliced from 3 exons. Gene Ontology annotation, cellular component: plasma membrane. Bases 17 to 643 code for a protein of 208 amino acids. Gene Ontology annotation, biological process: defense response to other organism. NCBI's taxonomy places the organism in Eukaryota, Viridiplantae, Streptophyta, Magnoliopsida, Solanales, Solanaceae. The record is from RefSeq and is a predicted model, not a curated record.
CUUUCUUUUCACUUUCAUGUUCUUGAUGGCCCUUUUGGUUGUGAUUAUUCCUUCCAUCCUUUACUUAGUCUUGAAGCCCCAAAAUCCUAAUUUCACUCUUCAAAAAUUAAAGGUACAAUCUUACAACUUGAACGUCUCGAAUUCAGGCUCCGACCCCCUAUUUUCAUCCGUGAUAAGUCUGACACUGCUUGCGCAAAAUCCUAAUAAGGUUGGCAUAAGAUAUAAACCAACGCGUUUUCACGUGUUUAAUGAAGGAGUAGUGAUUGGAAUGAUUCAAGUUCCGGCCUUUUAUCAACCUCCUCGUAGUAAUAACUUAACGUUGGAGACUCGAGCAAUAUUUUACUGCGUGAACGUUACACAAAUUUUGUCUAAUAUUUCAUUGCAACAAAAUAGUUCCACAAAUAGUGUUACAUUAGCAAGCAUAUUGGGUGAUGUUAAAGCUCAAGUCAAACUUUUCAAUGUCAACUUGCCUAAGGUGAAGCUGGCGGUGGAAUGCGCCAUAAAUAUUGACCAGAACUAUAUUAAACUCAGUAACCAAAUGGUCUACAGCUUGAAAGCAGGAAAAUCUAAUACGAUAUCUCUUCCAAUGAACAAUAUCAGGGGAAGUUUCUCCAAUAAGUGCUCUGCAUCUAUUUACAUCUAAGGAACUGAUACUUUGUACUCUAAUACCUUUAUUUUUGUGUAAAUGCAGUUUUAGAUAUUCUUAAUUAUUUGUUACAUACCAAGUAGUCCAUUAUGUAUAUAUGUAGUUGGAUUUUUACGAG